UUGAUUUCUAUACAGUUAACCCUCAAUUUGUAUGGAGGGUCAUAAUUUUGAAAGUAACAUUUUCAAGGAAUCGGAUGCAUUUCAUAUAAAUCCUUCUGGACAAGAUCAAGAAGAAGAGGAAGCUUUAGAGGAUCAAAGAAGGCGUAAUGAAGAGUUGCAUGAUCUUCUGGAAGGUGCUUUUAUAGAUAUAACUAAUGACAAUUCCGAAGAUGAUUCCGAUUUCCAAUCGACGUUUAAUGCUACUGAAAGCGCCAAUGGUAAUGGAUUGCAGAAUGGUCAAUGGAACGAAUCAGAAUGUGAAUCAAACGGUAACUUGUACGUCGACACUCCUCAAUCGGUUACAACUCCCACCUAUGAUGCCUCAUCGACCAGAGAAUAUUACGAUGAAGGUAUUUCACACAGUAACGUGGAUAGUCCUUUAUCCGAUUCAAAUCAACAACAAAAUCAGCUAAUGCAACAUGCAAUGAAACCACGUCGUCGAUAUUGGAGUACCCAGCAUGUCAGUUCGCUGACACCGCUCAAAGAAAUCGAUAAUGUGCAUGUUGAAUCCGAUGGGGAUGUUGAGCAACAGAUGAUUGAUGAAUAUAAUGAUAUGGAAAUCGCUGAUACAAAACAGUUGGCGUUAAUGUAUCAAGCACGAGUACGGGAUUGUGAGAAAUUGGCACGACGUGUUUCUGAACUGGAGGAGACUUUAAAAACGGAAAUUCAGCAAAAGGAUACUGUGAUUCAUCAGAAGGAGAUGGAGUUGGAUAACGCAACCAUGACUUUUGGUGCUAAUAAAGCCUUGUUGAUUGAAGCUCAACAAAAAGUUAAGGAAUAUAAGGCAAUAGUUGACGAAGUAACUAAAGAAAGAGAUGUUAUCAAAACGGAAAAAACUAAGAUGGAAUAUGAGCUGGAGAAUACAAGACGAGAUUUAGUUGAAGCCGAAAACAACGCAAUUUAUACGAAAUCAAAAAUAAAUGAAGAUCAUGCAACUCAAAUUAAUAAAAUCAAUUCGAAGCAUAAAGAUGAAAUUAAAAAAUUUCAAAAUAUAAUCGAUGACCAGGCGACGAAACUUCAAGAUAUGCAAAAACGAAUCACGGAUUUAACUCAUGUUAACGACAAUCUAAUGACGAAUCAAUACGAUCUUACUAAACGUAUGAAUAAUAUUAUGGAUGAAUUGACAAUCGAACGCGAAAAUUUACGGCGAGCAAAUGAAGAAAUGUUGCAAAUGAAGGAUGUUGUCUCCGAACGUGAUCUAUUAAAACGAAAAGUCAAGGAUCUCGAAGAAAAACUAAAUGAAUUACUAUAUGAAAUAUCGAAAAUCCAAAAAGAGAAAUGCUUAUCAAGACGUGAUAAAUGCGCCCAAACGGAUGAUAUAUCAUUACCAUCGAAUCAAAUAGAAACUGAAUUGAAACGUUCGUUGGAAUCGUUGCGAAUGAAACGUGAUGAAAUUGUACAAAUGAAACAAAUUAUCUCCGAACAGCAGCAGAUGAUUGCUAUGUUAAGCGCACAUUCUCAGGGUGUUUCAACCGAAUGUCAAACAUCCGAAGAAUCUGCAAAUCAGCGCAAUCAAGGUGAACAAACCGAUUUACUUAGCAACGAUAUCCAUAAGUAUAAAUCACAGCUCGCAAUAUUGGAACAAGAAAUCUCUCAAAAAGAUGUCGACUUGAACAGAUAUCGUCAUAAAUUACAAAAAUUGGAAAACGAUUUCGAUGAACUGAAACGAAGUGAUACGACAACGAUUAACGAUUACAAUCGCUUACAUCAAGAUUAUGAAAAAUUAGCUUCAGAUUAUCAAAAACGUGGCGAAACUAUAAAUAUCUUACAAAAGGAGUUAGAAGCAUUGCGGAACGAUUUUAUAUCAUUUCAAGAGACGAGUACUUUGCAAACAUCCCCUGCGAAAGACACAACGAAUGGUGGGGAAGAUUCAAAUAAUUACCAACAAUUAAUCGAUACAAUUCGAAAUGAGCUUCAAGUUAUGUCUAACAAAAAUAAAAACAUUAAAACAUCGUUACUUGAUAAAGCAAACGAACUCGUACAAGUUACUGAAGAAAAUCAAGAACUACGUCAAAAAAUCAUGGAAUUAGAAACCGUACAACACGACAAAUGUCAUGAAGAAAUCGUUGCCUUACGCAACAGCUUAGAGAUACGUAAUCAAAAUUCGGAAGCUUUUCAAACGAUUAUUGAAAAUUUAAAGAUAAAAUUACGUGAGGCGGAAGAACGUUUAAUACAAGUGUGCGAUUUAGAGAAUACGAAUAAAUCGUUGCGUAAACAAUUGAAUCGAAAUAACAAUAAUUAUGAUAGUGUGCGUAAUGAAAUUCAUGCGAUGCGUAAUAGUUUAGUGAAGUUUAUUGGGGAACAGUUAACUGAUAUGGAAGAAAAUUUUGAUUGUUCAAAUACAGAGGAAGAAUUGUUGCGACAGUUAGCAUCGUUGAAACAUAUUUAUGAAAAAAUUAUCUCAAGUAAAUCGCAAGUGAUUCAAGUACAAUUGCUUGAAAUUCAGAAACUUCAAGCUGAAAUUGAAAAGUACAGGAACUUUGAUAAGGAAGUGCGCGAAGCUAUCGAAACUCAAAUAUCCGUCCUAAAAACUGCAUGUGAGGAAAAAAUGGCUAACGCCAAAAUGCAAUGUUAUAUAGUAUUAGAUAGAGAAGAAGAUUCACAACAAACUACUUCUCCAGAGAAAAUUUCCGAAGACUCAACAACUGUAGAUCGUAUAAAUGCAUUAGUGGCGCAAGUGAAUUGCUUAAAAUUCGAACGAGAUAAGUAUUUAAAAGCAUCUGGUAUGGUUAAUGAAUUAAUGUACCGCAUCCAAAUCUUUGAAGAACAAAAUGCACGAUUAAUUUCGGAGCUAGAACAUGCAAAUCAAGAUCUCGAGGUAUCCAAACAACGAAUCAACAGCUUACAAAAUCAUGAGGCUACAAUUGUUUCGCUCCAAAAACAAAUUAAAGAGUUGAAAUUGGUGAUUAAACAGUAUAAUAAAAAUAAAGCAACAUACGCUGGAAGUCCAGAAAUUAAGGAGCUCCAACAGCAACUGGUCACAAUUCAAACAAGGCAUAGUCAAGAAAUCGAACAAUUACAGACAUCGUUGAAAGAUGUGAUGAAACAAGAAAUUGAAACAAUUCAAACUCAAUUUCAUAAGAAAAUUAUUUCGCUGGAAUCGGAAAAACAAUAUUUGGAGAAUUGUUUACGAAGUGUGGAGGAACAUUCAAAGGAAAUGAUACAGAAAUGCCAACAGGAGAAAGCAAAUUUGAAUGCGAUUAUCGAAGUAAAUGUUGCGAAAUUGAAUGAAAUGAAUACGAAAAUUGCUAAUUUUGAUCAACGUGAAAUUGAUUGGAAGGAAAAAGAAACCGCUUUGCUGAAAGAAAAACGUACUUUGACAAAAGGUUUGGAUAAAUUUGCAAAAGCAAUGCUCGAACUAUAUAUCAAACAUAAACACAUGACUGGCGAAAUAAAACGUAUGAAAGAGGAAAAACAUUCAUGUUUCGAGUACGCUUACUGCUUAAAGAAAAAACUCAAUCAACUCAAAGAUCAAGCAACAUGUCCUGGUACAACCGGGGCAACAACAUCUAGUCAAACUCGAGCUCGUCGAUCGUUAAGUGAAAGUUCUACGCCGUUAAAUACCACAGCCCUUCAAAUUAAUCAACACGCCAUGAAAAAAUCCAGUAGUUCUCAACAUAAUUCACGUAGUGCAAAAAAAAUUGGUAACAAAUUACCGAUUUCCAGUGUGAAAUUAAAAAUUAAUAGUAAAGCAUCUUAUAAAAGGGCUACGCCUCGCAUUAAUACUUCAUCACUUCAUAUGCAUUCAUCGUCAUCGUUAGAUGCACCACAAGUUGUGGAAGCGUAUCGAAAUCGUAAUCGUAUACGUAAAUCAUCGGUAUCGAAAGAUUAGACGUAGGCGUUUUUUUUUCUUAGGUAGUAUUAAAAUCGAUAUAUAUUUUUGGAUCGUGAGUAAAUCGGAAAUAAACACGAAUUAACUAUUUAGUAUGAUCUUUAAUUUGCUUUCUAGUAUUUUUAAACACCCUUCUGCAGAAUUAUUUUGGAAAUAGAGUACUUCAGAUGAACUCAUGAUUUUUUUACUUUAGAAUUCAAAGCUUCU
Chrysoperla carnea is the source of this 4078-nucleotide messenger RNA. Its product is annotated as major antigen-like. NCBI's taxonomy places the organism in Eukaryota, Metazoa, Arthropoda, Insecta, Neuroptera, Chrysopidae. The coding region runs from base 32 to 3871 and encodes 1279 amino acids. The transcript is spliced from 11 exons. The record is from RefSeq and is a predicted model, not a curated record.